Molecule: messenger RNA, 759 nt
Organism: Helianthus annuus (common sunflower)
Lineage: Eukaryota; Viridiplantae; Streptophyta; Magnoliopsida; Asterales; Asteraceae
Exons: 3
Coding region: 1-759 (252 amino acids)
Source: RefSeq, a predicted model, not a curated record
AUGCCAUCUAGUUCUUGGUGGUCCUCGUAUUCAGAGGAGGAAGAGGAGAUGUUUUACGCAAACGCUGUGCUAAGGGCGGCGCAGAUCCUUAUGGAGGAGGAAGAGGAAGACGUCUCGUCUGAAAGCGUUAUUACCAGACGAAUACGGAUUAACAGAGACCGCCAAGGAGCGCACGAGAAAUUGGUGAAUGAUUAUUUUUCAGAUGCACCCCUCUACAAUGCCGAGAUUUUCAGACGGUUCACCACUUUACAAAAGUGUAAUGCGGCCAUUCGCCAACUGGCGUACGGGACAGUGGGCGACGCUUUGGACGAGUACUUACAGAUGUCGGCAAGAAUUACGCGGGAAUGUUUGUAUCGGUUUUGCCAUAAUGUGGUGAAACUGGAUAGCAAAAAAUAUUUGCGGAAACCAAACGCGUAUGAUGUUCAACAGUUGUACCAAGCUCAUGAAGCACGGCACGGGUUUCCGGGAAUGCUCGGUAGCAUUGACUGUAUACAUUGGGCGUGGCAGAACUGCCCGAAUGCGUGGCGAGGCCAAUAUACGCGAGGUGAUCAGGGUCAUCCAACCUUAAUACUUGUGGUCGUGGCGUCACAAGAUUUGUGGAUCUGCCAUUCUUUCUUUGGUCUCCCUGGUUCACUUAACGACCUCAACGUGCUAUACCAUUCGGCGAUCUUUAGCAAUGUCAUUAAUGGAACCGGUCCGGACACCAGUUUUACAGUUUCUGGGGUUGAGUAUAGACGCGGGUAUUAUCUUGUUGACUGA